AUGCUGCAAACCCGUCUGCUGUCUCGGACCCUGCAGCAGCUGCCAUACCGAUGUGCAUCGCCGCUGGCAGUCCGGUUUUACGCAACCGCCGUCCAAGAGACCGAGAAGGCCCCCGAAUCAUCGUCCUACGACCCGGACGCCUUUGCGCCUCCACCACCCCGAGGUGAAGUCGGUGUCCAUGUCCGCAGGUACAAGCCUCGAACGCCCGGUGUCAGACAUUUGCGGAGACCUAUCAACGACCAUCUGUGGAAGGGCCGCCCCGUACACAAACUGACAUUCCCUAAGCGUGGUCAAGCCAAGGGUGGUCGUAAUCAUACCGGCCGUAUCACCGUUCGGCAUCGCGGCGGUGGUCACAAGCGACGAAUUCGCAUGAUCGACUUUGCCAGAGCCGACCCUGGACCGCACGCCGUAGAAAGGAUUGAGCAUGAUCCCGGCCGUACCGCCCAUAUCGCUCUGCUUCGAUCGAAAGAGACACGCAAAUUGAGCUAUGUCCUCGCCGCCGACGGCUUGAGAGCUGGCGAUGUCAUCCAAAGUUAUAUGGCCGGCAUUCCUCAAGAUCUCUGGGACAGUAUGGGUGGAGUCAUUGAUCCCGGUGUCCUGGCUGCACGAACUGCAUGGAGAGGCAACUGUCUACCUUUACACAUGAUCCCUGUUGGUACGCUGGUCUUUAACGUCGGUAUGCGACCUGGAAAAGGCGGCCAGUUGUGCCGAAGUGCAGGGACUUUUGCAACUAUUAUCGCCAAGGGUACCGAGCAGCAGAAGAACGAGGAGCGCAAGCAGCAGCUCGAAGCCGAGGCCGGGAUCGAGAAGGUCGAGCAAAAGAGACUCACCCAGCGCGAGAAACAAAAAGCGGAGCGUAAUGCCGAACAUGUCACUAUCCGACUCCAGAGCGGCGAAGUCCGUUUGAUUCACAAAGACUGCUGUGCUACCGUAGGCGUCGCCAGUAAUCCCAACUAUCAGUACACCCAGAUCGGAAAAGCUGGUCGUGCUCGCUGGCUCGGUAUCCGUCCGACGGUGCGUGGUGUUGCUAUGAAUGCCAUGGACCAUCCCCACGGUGGUGGACGUGGUAAAUCCAAGGGAAAUGUCGACCCGAAGAGUCCUUGGGGUAUUCCGACCAAAUCCGGAUACAAAACCCGCCCCAAACGCAAGGUUAACAAAAACGUUGUUGUGCCUCGUGUGCGUAACCAGGAUAAGUCGCAGUCGCCUGUCGUCAGUCCGGAAAUCCGCCGCCAACCCCAGACGGACUUCGACCUGCAAAUGACUGAGCGGGACUUUGGACAUUCGCAAAUGAGUUUAUACUGUGAGUUGGAGACAUCGUGUAUGUAUUCCGGUGUUCAGCUCGCCACUCCAGUCUACCAUUCUCCGCCGCUUCAUUCUGAAGACCGACUUCUCAACACUCUAUGGCCCAUCAUGUCUUCUCAGGAACAGGAAUCAUUCAAUGACUUCUCCGGACAACCUAUGUCUCUGGACAUCUCUGAGCCGCACGCGGCGUCUACAAACGAUGACGAUAACAACUACGUCCCUCGCCCAAAACGAAUGGCAUGCGUCGUCUGUAGGAAGAGAAAACUGAAAUGCGAUGGAAAGAAACCCAGCUGCGGAACCUGCGCUCGCGUGGGCCAUAAUUGCGCCUACGACGAGGUGCGCAAGAAGAGUGGCCCGAAGCGAGGAUAUGUGAAGCAACUGGAGGCAAGACUCGCCCAGGUUGAAACUUUGAUAAAGAGUCAAGAAUCGGACAGUCAGCCGACAAGUCGCCAUUCACAACCUCCAACAAUCGCAAAUCCGGGAAUCUCGGAUUUCUCAUCUAUUUCGAAUACUUCGCCUUUUCAGCAACUCCCAGACGGCUUGGGCUCGCAAUCGUUUUCGGGUAAUUUUUUAUCCAACGACCCGAAUUUAAGCACCGAUUCCUCAUGGGAGAUCAUAAGCUUGGGACUCGAGGAACCGUUGCCGACCAAGGAGGUCGUAGACGAUCUAACCUCGAUAUACUUUGAUAGAGUCUAUCCGGCUAGUCCGAUGAUGCACCGACCUCGAUACUAUGCCGCUAUGGAUCUAGCCCCUAAUAUGCGCCCUCCAGUUUGCUUACGCUAUAGCAUGUGGGCAUUAGCUGCUUCGAUUACACCAAAAUACUCUUUUCUGGAGGAACAUUUGUAUGCUCGCGCUCGAAAGUACAUUCAAUUGGACGAGAUGAAAGGCCACGGAGAGCACAUGGUCACCAUUGCUCACUGCCAGGCAUGGCUCUUGAUUUCACUAUAUGAAUUUAAGCAAAUGCUGUUUCCCCGAGCUUGGGUCAGUGUAGGAAGGGGGGCAAGAUUGGCAUCCAUGAUGUGCCUGAACCGAUUAGAUGGAGUUGGACUGGAUGUAAAACACUGCAUUCCGCCACCCCGCGACUGGAUAGAGAGAGAGGAAAGAAGGCGAACGUUCUGGAUAGCGUUUUGCCAUGACCGUUAUGCUAGUAUUGGUACUGGAUGGCCGAUGAUGUUUGACGAGAGAGAUAUUUUGACAAAUCUUCCUGCCAGUGAUGACGCUUUUUUGACUGGAAAGGCUGAAGUGGCACCGACAAUGAAAGAUGUUUUAGCCGGUGAUAUUGCGAAUCUAUCCCCUCUGGGAAGCGUGGCGUUGAUGUCCUGUAUUUUUGGACUGAAUCUCACACAUCUGCAUCGACCCGACUCCCAAGAUAGAGAAAAUGAUGUUAAUGGGGAGUUUUGGAAGCGCCAUCGAGCUUAUGACAACAUACUCCUGAACAUCUCACUCUCGCUUCCCAAUUCUCUUCGUUUGCCGCGAGGUAUCAAGAACCCAAACAUUAUCUUCGCCAACAUGAGUAUCCACACAUCCACGAUUUGUUUGCACCAGGCGGCCAUUUUCAAGGCCGAGAAGAACAAGCUGCAAAAUCAAAUUGCGGCAGAAAGCAAACGGAGGUGUAUCAUUGCGGCGGACCAGGUUGCCAGCAUAAUGAGGAUGAUCAGUCACACGGAUUUAUCUACAAUGAAUCCUUUCUGUGCUUUCUGCCUCUACGUUGCUGCUCGAGUCUUUGUGCAAUACUUGAAGUCACGACCAGACGACCAGGCUGUCAAAUCUUCGUUGCAUUUCCUGCUCACGGCUUUGAAUGCACUGAAGCAGUUCAGCUCUCUUACCGAAUCCUUUUUGAUUCAGCUAGACGUUGACUUGGCUGGGACUGAGUUUGCGUCUAUGACUACUAGUAAGAUGGGCCGGAAACCAACCGAACAGAAUGACAUCAGCGACUGUGUACACAUUGCACGUCUAAAUUCGUCGCCAGAGAAUGCCAGGGAAACCAGCAAUACAAACUCCCCGGACAGCCGAGUAUCCAAUAAUUUUGGCUCCCUUCCGAAUCGACAACGAGGGCCAAAUCCAAGCCACCAGGGGUCUACUAAUAAUUCUGUGAAUGCAAACCCAAGUCCUGGGUUUGACGACCUCCACGCGUGGCCAACUAGCGAAAUGAACAUUUCUCUCGCAAAUGACAACACAAAUUCUAGCUCUGAAAAGGCCUCGCCAGCCACAAUGAACUCUUCGUCCAACACCGCCAUCACCCCUCCUAGCGUGGAUAGACCGUUGUCAAACACACAGCCACCAAAUGGAUCAAACAACACCAAAGAUAUGGCCACUCCGGACCCUUUGAAUCAUGAUUUCAACAAUAUGUACAAUAACAUGGACUUUUCAAAAUCAGUACUCUUCGACGCGACAACGUUGAACAGCGAAUUGGACCCGACAGGAAUGGAGAACCCGUUUGCUUUGAAUGCAGGCUGGUCCCAUCCGAUAGAGCAACCGACGGGGCUUGAGGAUCCUUCUCUUGAAAUGACUGAUGAUAUGGAUCCAUUUUCGAACCGCCAGUUUGAGCAGAUGUUGGAGGGAAUGGGUUGGAAUGGCUGGCCUCAAUGA
This is a messenger RNA of Talaromyces rugulosus, 3891 nucleotides long. RefSeq lists its product as uncharacterized. Gene Ontology annotation, molecular function: DNA binding; zinc ion binding; DNA-binding transcription factor activity, RNA polymerase II-specific. Gene Ontology annotation, cellular component: nucleus; ribosome. The record is from RefSeq and is a predicted model, not a curated record. The transcript is spliced from 10 exons. Gene Ontology annotation, biological process: translation; DNA-templated transcription; regulation of DNA-templated transcription. The coding region runs from base 1 to 3891 and encodes 1296 amino acids. NCBI's taxonomy places the organism in Eukaryota, Fungi, Ascomycota, Eurotiomycetes, Eurotiales, Trichocomaceae.